Molecule: messenger RNA, 1540 nt
Organism: Nematolebias whitei (Rio pearlfish)
Lineage: Eukaryota; Metazoa; Chordata; Actinopteri; Cyprinodontiformes; Rivulidae
Gene: cep57
Product: centrosomal protein 57
Exons: 12
Coding region: 63-1535 (490 amino acids)
Cellular component (GO): centrosome
Molecular function (GO): gamma-tubulin binding; identical protein binding; microtubule binding
Source: RefSeq, a predicted model, not a curated record
CGGAAAAACGAAGACUGUUAGCUAUUUUUAGCACAAACAAGGCUGAAGGCUGACUGGGCUGCAUGUCAAUGGAGACUCGCUUAAAAACAUCAACGGGAGAGAAGGAAUUGCAUCCACCUCCAGCACCCAGUAGAUUAGUGUCUAACAGCAUGUCCCUGCCAUCCUAUAAAGACUAUCCAGCUCACCGUCCCUUCAUCAACACGCUCGUGCAUCAUACACCCCAAACACGCACUCCGUAUCGUCCAGCAUCACCCAGCAAAGCUUUCCCAGAAACCAGCAGUGCAGCGAUCCUAUCUGCUUUGAGGAACCUCCAAGAGAAGAUCAGGAGGUUGGAGUUGGAGAAUGAGCGCACAGAGCUCAGUCUGCGUACUGCAGGGAAAGAUACUUCACACACACUUCUCCAGAAAGAUGCACAGAGACGCUUAAAUGAUCAGAAAGCUGCAGAAACAAAGACUAAUGGCCGAUCCACCUGCAACCAAGUGUUGAUCACCCACCUGGCUGCUGCAGAGUCCCGCUGUGAGAAGCUGGAGCAACAGUUGGACCACAUGAGAAGGAUGUUGCGUAGUACCAGAGCAGAAAAGCCUGACCACCACAAUUAUCAGGUUUUUACGGAGAGAGCCGGUGCAGCUGAUAAACAGCCUAGUGCAGUUCCUGAGCAUGCUCACAUGGAAAAACUGAAGCGACUUGAACAGGAAUAUCUCAGGAUGAAUCGUACACAGACGACUGCAGAGGGGAAGAUUUGUGAGUUGGAGAAGAGGCUACAAGAAGAGGAGCAUCAGAGAAAGCUCAUUCAGGAUAAAGCCAGCCAGCUAGAAACUGGUUUGGAGGCCAACAGGAUCUUGCUGCGGUCCGUGUCUCCACGUCUGUCCAUCAGACGACCUAAAGAGAAGAAUCCUGAUUCGGAGAAAUGUUUUUCAGAGCAGUUGUCCCAAACAGAACCACACUACAGACUGAGCCUGAGAGAUGUCCCUUUUGUUACUGGCACGUCAGUCGGCUGCAGCCACUCAGUCAGAGCUAACGUUCAGGCCGUGCUCUCGCUCCUGAAAUGUCAUCAACCCUGCCUCUGCAACAGCCGUGUCCUCGCUCGCAAAGCAAACCACCCUGAGAAAGGCAGCCACGGCCAAUCAGACGGCUCCUCCUCCUCUUCAUCUGUUAACGGAGAGGACUUAUCGGAGCUUCUGCAAGCCUUGCAGGAGGAGCUGCAUCUCAUGAGUUUGGAGCACGAUGAGUUGAUGAGGCAGGUGGAGAACAGUGUCUCUACGGAGGAAAGAAAAGACCUUCAGAGGGAGCAGGAGAGGCUGUUACUGAAAAUGGAGAGGAAAGGAGAACAGAUCAGCAAACUCCACAAAUAUAAAUUGCAGAUCAUGAAGAUGAGAAAGGAAGCUAAAUCCAGACAGAACAGUGGGAGCAAAGGACGAGUUUCCACCAGAAGUCGCUCUGCAAGAUCUCUCAAAGUUCAGCCUGGAGAGAGGAGUAAGAGGAACCUGAGGCUGCUGAGGGACAUGAAGGCUCUGCAGGCCUCGUUACAGACCUGAAACAC